AUGAUGAGAAAGUUGACAAAGAAUAGAGAGUUGCACAGGUCUUGUGUAACUAGAUUUGCUACCCAAUUUUACACCUUACAGAGUGUCCAUGAGAAUCGACACCAUCUCCAAGUUUUGUUUGUAUCCGAGCAAUGGAGAAAAAGUGACUUUGCAAAGAAAGUUCCUGGAAAGAGAGUUGAGAAGAUAGUAUCAAAGCAAUAUUUUUGGGAUGGUGUAUAUUUAGCUUGCCAAAUAUAUGCUCCAUUGGUGGAUAUUGUUCGUUUGGUUGACACAGAAGAAAGACCGUGCAUGGGGUACAUCUAUGAUGCGAUGAGUCGAGCACAAGAUCAAAUAAGCAAAUAUCUAAAUGAUGGGAAUAAUGACAAAAAAAGACUGGUAGGUAGAAUUUUGUCUAUCAUUCAAACAAGAUGUAAUGACCAACUUCUUCAUCCCUUACAUGCAGCUGGGUGUUUCCUUAAUCCUGCAAUUUUUCAUGGAGAUAAGUCAAAGGAAUAUGAGGCUAAUAAACAGAUUAUGACCGGACUUUAUGUUGCUAUUGACCGUCUUGUUCCCGAUGAAGAUGAAAAUGAUACUUUGAGACAAGAAUUGAAUCUCUACAUUGAUUUAAGUGGACAAUUUGGAUCCCCAGCUGCUAAAAGGAGUAUGACAAAAGUUGCACCGUAUAUAUGGUGGCGUUCUUAUGGGAUAGAUACACCUAUCUUACGAAAGUUUGCUAUCACGGUUCUUAGUCAAACUUGUAGUGCUUCACCUUGUGAACGAAAUUGGAGUACAUUUGACAAUCUACAUUCUAAGAAAAGAAAUUGUCUUUUGCAACAAAAACUAAAUGAACUUGUAUUCAUCCAAUACAACACAAGGUUGCAAAAGCGCUUCAUGUCUUUACAAAACAAAUCUUUGGAUCCUAUUUUGCUACGAGAUGUUGAGGAGAAUGAUGAUUGGACAAUACCAACGGAAGAUGAGCUUCAAGACUUUGUGGAUGGUGGUGAUGACCUUCUUUGGUCAGAUGUGCAAGAAGCAAUGGGAGCGAAUGUAGACGCUCAACCAAAUAUUAGGAGCAAACGAGAGCGUUAUAGAGAUGAUGAUGGUGAUGAUAUUACAGAUGUGGGGAACGAUCUUGAUGAAGAAGUGAAUGCUUUGGAUGAUGUUGACUCGGAAGCCGAACCCGUGCCAUGCGAUUAA
This is a messenger RNA of Lactuca saligna, 1176 nucleotides long. NCBI's taxonomy places the organism in Eukaryota, Viridiplantae, Streptophyta, Magnoliopsida, Asterales, Asteraceae. The record is from the annotation of a GenBank genome assembly.